AUGGAUCCUCAAAGAGGCAGAGCUCGAGGCCGAGGUAGGCCCCGAGGAGGGGGCAGAGCUAGGGGUGCAGGCAGGGUUCCUCCUGCGGAGGAGUUCUAUGAGGAGGUACCUUAUGUUGUACCUGUUCCACCUGUUGUGGGUGUAGUAGAUGCCAUUCGGCUAGCGCGACUGGCGAAGGAUAUUACUAGGCUUGGAGUGGUUCCUUUCCAGGGCGGUAUAGACCACAUGUUGGCUGAUCAGUGGAUCAGGAACAUGGAGAACUACUUCCAGAUGAUCGUCUGCACCGAUGUUGAGAAAAGGGAGAUAGUUACAUUUCUGUCCCAGGAUGAGGCACGAGUAUGGUGGGAAGGCAUAGAGAGGACUAGAGAUGUGACCACCAUGAGCUGGGUGGAUUUUGUUGUACUCUUCCGUGGGAAGUACUUCCCGGCUGCGGUGAGGGAGCAAUUAGAGGUGGAGUUUCUUGCUCUAACUCAGGGGGAUAUGAGUGUUAGGGAGUAUGAGGCGAAGUUCUCGCAGUUGUAUCACUUCGUGAGGCCGAUGGAUGCUCUGAGCUUGGCGGGGAAGUUUCAGCGAGGGCUGGAAGCUUCUCUUAGGCAUGCUAUUGUACCCCUGGAGUUGACUAUUGUGGCACUCAUCGUGGCUAAGGCCAUGGCACUUGAGCAGGACACCCAGCUUCACCAGGAUGAGUUGGCGACUUCGACUUCGAGAGAUUCCCAAGGGAAGGGGAAGGCGGUUGCCGGGAACAGGAGUUCGACGGGUUAUCGGGGCGGGUCCUGGAAGAGGCAGCAGCGGACUUAUCAUCAUGCCCCAGCUAGAGUAGCAGCUGCACCUGUUAGGGCUGCACCUAUCAGGCAGGUAGCCCCGGCUACACCUCUGAGAUGUUACAACUGCAAAGAGGUGGGCCAUUCUUUCAGAGAGUGCCCGAGGCCGAGGACCGCAGCGUGCUUUAGAUGCGGACAGACAGGGCAUUUAGCCAGAGAGUGUACCCGACCUCAAGUUGGUGGGCAGAGGACUCAGCAGAGACUGUUGCCUCCGGGUCAGGCUAGAGUAUUCGCUAUCGGUCAACGAGGUACAGGGGUGGAAGGUACCUUAUCUAUUUUCAAUUACCUUGCUAGAGUAUUGUUUGAUACGGGAGCAUCUCAUUCUUUCAUAUCUAGUUCUGUGGUAGACGGGUUGGGUUUGACUUCUAUGCCUCUUGCUAGAUCUUUGUGUGUUACAUCGCCUCUAGAUGUUUCUCUUGAUCUUAUUAUGGUUUGUGAUGCAUGCCCUAUUGUGAUUUGUGGUAGAGAUUUCUCUACAGUUUUGAUUGUGAUUCCAGACCACACGUACGAUGUGAUCUUGGGUAUUGAUUGGUUGAGGCCGAACCAUGCUAUGAUUGAUUGUUUUGAGAUGGUUGUGUCUUUCCAUAUCCCUGGACAGCCUGUGUUUCGUUAUAGGUGUCUGAGAUCUGAUACUGCUAUGAGGGCAGGAGUAUUGGCACAUUUAGAGUCCAUGAGUAGUACUUCGGUUAUUGCAGAGAUUUCUGUUGUUUCCGAGUAUAUUGAUGUGUUCCAGGAGAUACCGAGGUUACCUCCGAAGAGGGAAGUGGAGUUUGCUAUUGAUGUGAUACCAGGUACAGCACCUGUAUCAAUGGCACCUCAUCGGAUGGCGCCAGCUGAACUUCAGGAGUUGAAGGUGGAUUAUCGGCAGUUGAACAAGGUGACCAUCAAGAAUAGGUAUCCUUUGCCUAGAAUUGAUGACUUGUUUGAUCAGCUUAGAGAGGUUAUGGUGUUCUCUAAGAUUGAUUUGCGGUCCGGUUAUCACCAGUUGAGGGUGAAGGAUCAAGACAUUCCUAAGACUGCCUUCAGGACCAGGUAUGGACAUUAUGAGUUUGUUGUCAUGCCUUUUGGUCUAACCAAUGCGCCUGCAGCUUUUAUGGAUUUGAUGAAUCGUAUGUUCAGGCCGUACUUGGAUCAGUUUGUUGUAGUAUUUGUGGAUGAUAUCUUGAUUUACUCCAAGUCUUUGGAGGAUCAUGAUAGACAUCUGCGGAUUGUGCUACAGAUUCUUAGGAAGAACGAGUUGAAUGCCAAGUUCGAGAAGUGUGAGUUUUGGCAGAAGGAUGUCAAGUUUCUUGGUCCUGUGGUGUCGAAGGAUGGGGUGUCCGUGGAUCCUUCAAAGGUUGAGGCAGUGAUGAGUUGGUGUCGCCCCACUACUGUCACCGAGAUACGUAGCUUUCUUGGGUUGGCUGGGUAUUAUCGGCAAUUCAUUGAGGGGUUCUCUAGUAUUGCUUCGGCUUUGACCAGGUUAACCAGGAGGGAUGUUCAAUUUGUAUGGACUGAGGAAUGUGAGAAGGCAUUCAUUGAGCUGAAGACUAGAUUGACUACAACUCCAGUGUUGACUAUUCCAGCUAGUGGUGGUGGUUUAGUCAUCUACAGCGAUGCGUCUCAUCAGGGUUUGGGAUGUGUGUUGAUGCAGCACGGUGGCGUUGUUGCUUAUGGCUCUAGACAGUUGAAGGUUCAUGAGAGAAACUACCCCACUCAUGAUUUAGAGCUCGCUGCUGUGGAGUUGAACAUGAGACAGAGAAGGUGGAUGGAGCUCAUAAAGGACUAUGACUUCACCUUGGAGUAUCAUCCCGGGAAGGCCAAUGUAGUGGCAUAUGCCUUGAGCAGGAGGCAGAGGGGUAUUGUUGCUUCUGCCAUGGUUCAGGAGUGGCUCAUGUUAGAGACAACAUCUGAGUUUGACCUUGUACCAUUAGGAAAAGAGGGGGAGAUCUUCCUAGGUAGUAUUUCUGUACAGCCUACUUUGAUUUCCAUGAUUAUUCAGGGUCAAGCGCAGGAUGAGUUCUCUCGGGCAAGGUUGGCAGAGUUAGUUGCUUAUUUGAUUGAUGAUUGUCCUUCGGAGUGGGCAGUGGGAUCCGAUGGUGGGUUGAGGUUGAGAUCGAGACUAUAUGUUCGGGACCGUGAUGAGCUUAAGGGGAGAUUCUUCGGGAGGCACAUCGAUCUCGAUAUACUGUACAUCCAGGGAGCACCAAGAUGUAUAUGGAUCUUCGAAGACAGUUCUGGUGGAAUGGGAUGA
Rosa chinensis is the source of this 3054-nucleotide messenger RNA. RefSeq lists its product as uncharacterized. NCBI's taxonomy places the organism in Eukaryota, Viridiplantae, Streptophyta, Magnoliopsida, Rosales, Rosaceae. The transcript has 3 exons. Bases 1 to 3054 code for a protein of 1017 amino acids. The record is from RefSeq and is a predicted model, not a curated record. Gene Ontology annotation, molecular function: zinc ion binding; aspartic-type endopeptidase activity; nucleic acid binding. Gene Ontology annotation, biological process: proteolysis.